AUGGAUCAAGGGUGGGAGGAAGCGGCGCGCCUCAUGAACGAGGAUACUAUAAGGGUCAAUCGUCUGACUUUCUGUAAACACGGCCACGAAUACUGCAAUCACUGCUCGGCCGACCACCGGCUUGGGAACGACGAAGAACUUUCCGGCGAGUCCUCGGUGACCGAUGAGGAAAUCACGGAGACAUUGGAAGCUCUUGGGCUUGAACCUGGAUCCGACGCGUAUGAGACGAAACUCAUGCAGACUAUGAACGAAAUAUACUCUCGACUUCCUCAGCCUACUCGGAAACCGUUGUCGAUUGCAGGCCUUGUAUACGACACUGGAAGGAAAACUUCUCACUCAGACGCACCGGAUGCCGAGUUUCCCGGCUUAACUAUUUGGGCAUGUAGAGAGCAUAAGCGCGAUAACUGCCCGAACUGCUUCAACUGGAAGAAGCUUUUACGGUCUUUGGAGAAGAAGAAGGACGAUGGCAAGUUGAAGGAUAACGAACAGAUCAUCUCUCUGCUACAAGCAAUGGGUGUCAUUAUCUCACCUGACACCAAACUUUCCGCGGAUGUUCUGCAGAAGAAGAUGAACACGGCUUUGAAGUUCUCUCAGGGCAAUGCAGUAUUUUCUGCUUCGUCUCCGCUCGAUCCAAACCUGUUGCCUAGCUGGAAGACGCAGGAAGACUCUCUAUCGAGUGCCAUGACGCGCGGCAACCUGAUAGAGACUGAAGCAUAUCAGGCCUGGAAAGCAGGGGCAGAGGGAAAGGCCCCUCCUCCGCGACCGCGUCUGUACGACAACGCUUUCAACGAUGCAAGACAAUCGAUCUGGCACCUCGCUCAGUGCUACGAGAAGGACAUCUACUCAUGUGUGCUUCAAGAUGCUGAUGAACAAGAAGCCAUAUGUAUUCGCCUCAUUGAUGCCCGUGCGCUCGAUGAGAAGACGCCUGUGAUCAUCCUGGCAUACCAGACGGGCACAGCUCACGAGCCUAUCUCUAAUGUAGCCGGGUUUCUUGAGGCCAACGUCGAAAAAGGAUACUUGGGAACACUUACAUGCACUCCUCAAGAACAGGCUCUCCUACGGCACUUGCUGUUGUACAACUCCAAGAGCAUCUCUGAUGACUAUAAGCCUGUCUUGGCGGACUACGAACAGCAUUUCAGGAUGAGCUUUAUAGCGCCACUCGCGCCAUUGUCACAAUUUCAGAUCGGCAAGGUGAUGCAAAACCUCGGUUGUGCGCUCUGUGGGCGGACUGAGUCGACGAGUCGUUGCUCAUCGUGUUUAUCCAUCGUGUAUUGCGGUGCAGCGUGCCAGAAGGCAGAUUGGAAGCGUCACAAGCAGUCGUGCAAGACCCUUGCUGGUGGAACGUGGGUAGAGGCGACCUUUUGCGAGAACCCAUUGGAGGCAGAGGGUGCAGUCGCGGUCACCGUCAAUCAUUCAUCGGGCAAGAUCGAGGGCAGGCAGCCUAACGCAAUGGAUCCGCCUCCGAACGUUCACGGCACUAGACCGUUCAUUGUCAAGAUUCAGAGACCUCUCUACCCUCCACGGAGUACCUCUCGCGCAACUAUGCUCGUAUACGACCAGAAGAGGACGUUCCAAGGUCACAUCACCGCGGCCGAAAAUCCCAGGUUUUGGCGCGAGGCUCUUCCGCUGAUGCCAUUUAACUCGUCUAAACAGAAGAUCUAUCGCUGGGCAAAGCGCGCCGGCGACUGGCGGUUGAGUGUGUGCCUGGACCGUGAGGUUGGGGAUACUCCACAGUGGUAG
Peniophora sp. CBMAI 1063 is the source of this 1740-nucleotide messenger RNA. Lineage: Eukaryota; Fungi; Basidiomycota; Agaricomycetes; Russulales; Peniophoraceae. The record is from the annotation of a GenBank genome assembly.